Messenger RNA from Vespula vulgaris, 1861 nucleotides. RefSeq lists its product as uncharacterized. The record is from RefSeq and is a predicted model, not a curated record. NCBI's taxonomy places the organism in Eukaryota, Metazoa, Arthropoda, Insecta, Hymenoptera, Vespidae. Bases 1030 to 1458 code for a protein of 142 amino acids. The transcript has 8 exons.
AAAUGGUAUAGUGGGGUACUCUCCCAGUCCUGACGAUAGUAUAAGCGGUCCGACUUUGACAGUUAAUGAUACAGUCUUGUUACGAAUUUCGACGGAUACACAUCGCAGUUGUUGUAAAUUAAAUGGUGUAGUGGGGUACUCUCCCACUCCUGACGAUAAUAUAAGCGGACCGACUUCGACAGUAUUCGCACGAAUUUCGACAAAUAAACAUCGCAGUUCUUGCAGGAAGCAUUCUCUGCAAGUAGUAGAGAAGAGUUAAUAAUUAAAUGGUGUAGUGGGGUACUCUCCCACUCCUGACGAUAAUAUAAGCGGACCGACUUCGACAGUAUUCGCACGAAUUUCGACAAAUAAACAUCGCAGUUCUUGCAGGAAGCAUUCUCUGCAAAAUUAAAUGGUGUAGUGGGGUACUCUCCCACUCCUGACGAUAGUAUAAGAGGACCGACUUUGACAGUUAAUGAUACAGUCUUGUUACGAAUUUCGACGAAUACACAUUGCAGUUCUUGUAGAACGCAUUCUCCGCAAAUAAUAAAAAAGAGUUAAUAUAUGUAUAUAAUUAUAUCAUGAAGUCUUUCAAUAUUCUAUACGAUUUGUUUUGUUUCAGAAUUAAAUUAAGGAGGUGGGGAUACUUUCCCACCCGUGAGGCCAAUAAAAUGAACUUUGACAGCUGCUGGUUCAGUCUUGUUUUGAAUUUCGACAAGUACACAUCGCAGUUUUCGCAGUACUAUUCUAUACGAUUUGUUGUUUUAGAAUCAAAUGGAGUAGUGGGGAUAUUCUCCCACUCGUGACGAUAAUAUAGGCAGACCGACAGCUACUGUUUCGGAUUUACUUCGAAUUUCGACGACUACGCGUAGAUGUUCUCCCAAUACGCGUUCUCCGCAGACUUAAAUUGCGAAGUGGGGAUACUCGGCUUCCAGAGACGACAACAAAGUCGGGUAUUUGACAGAUUGUUACAGUUACUAGUUCAGUUGUGUUUUGGACUUCGACGAGAGAACUUAGAAAUUUUCGCAGAAGACAUUCGAACGAGUAUUAAUGAAGAGUUUACACUUCGAUUUUGUGCUUUCGAGAGACUUUGACAAUCUGUCUCCAAGAGUGGACUUAGAAAUUUUCGCACUUUCGUGGGACUCUGACAAUCUAUCUCCACGAGUGGACUUAGAAAUUUUUGCAGGAUGCCAUUCGAACUUCGAUUUUGUGCUUUCGAGAGACUUUGACAAUCUGUCUCCAAGAGUGGACUUAGAAAUUUUCGCACUUUCGUGGGACUCUGACAAUCUAUCUCCACGAGUGGACUUAGAAAUUUUUGCAGGAUGCCAUUCGAACUUCGAUUUUGUGCUUUCGAGAGACUUUGACAAUCUGUCUCCAAGAGUGGACUUAGAAAUUUUCGCACUUUCGUGGGACUCUGACAAUCUAUCUCCACGAGUGGACUUAGAAAUUUUUGCAGGAUGCCAUUCGAGUGAGUAUUAACGAAGAGUUUAAGCAAAUAUAAUAUUCUAUCACUCAUAUUUUCGAUAUGUUAUACGAUUUCUUUUGUUUCAGACUUCGAUUUUGUGCUUUCGAGAGACUUUGACAAUCUGUCUCCAAGAGUGGACUUAGAAAUUUUCGCACCGUCGUAGGACUUCGACAAUCUAUCUCCACGAGUGGACUUAGAAAUUUUCACACUUUCGUGGGACUCUGACAAUCUAUCUCCACGAGUGGACUUAGAAAUUUUUGCAGGAUGCCAUUCGAGUGAGUAUUAACGAAGAGUUUAAGCAAAUAUAAUAUUCUAUCACUCAUAUUUUCGAUAUGUUAUACGAUUUCUUUUGUUUCAGACUUCGAUUUUGUGCUUUCGAGAGACUUUGACAAUCUGUCUCCAAGAGUGGACUUAGAA